Messenger RNA from Nomascus leucogenys (northern white-cheeked gibbon), 7236 nucleotides. RefSeq names its product mitogen-activated protein kinase kinase kinase 20 (gene MAP3K20). Gene Ontology annotation, cellular component: cytoplasm. Gene Ontology annotation, biological process: protein phosphorylation. NCBI's taxonomy places the organism in Eukaryota, Metazoa, Chordata, Mammalia, Primates, Hylobatidae. The record is from RefSeq and is a predicted model, not a curated record. Gene Ontology annotation, molecular function: protein binding; protein kinase activity; ATP binding.
GACUGUCUUCCUCAUUGGCGCCGUGCGUAGAGGCGGAAUGUUCAACUCCUAACUGCGGCGGAAGCGUGGGAGCCGCGCGGGCCGCUGUAGUCCCAACCCCCGCCGCCCUCGUCGCGCGCGGGGCCUCCGCGCCCCCGGCUGCUGCUAGCGCCCGGCCCGGGAGCCAGAUUUUGUGGAAGUAUAAUACUUUGUCAUUAUGAGAUGUCGUCUCUCGGUGCCUCCUUUGUGCAAAUUAAAUUUGAUGACUUGCAGUUUUUUGAAAACUGCGGUGGAGGAAGUUUUGGGAGUGUUUAUCGAGCCAAAUGGAUAUCACAGGACAAGGAGGUGGCUGUAAAGAAGCUCCUCAAAAUAGAGAAAGAGGCAGAAAUACUCAGUGUCCUCAGUCACAGAAACAUCAUCCAGUUUUAUGGAGUAAUUCUUGAACCUCCCAACUAUGGCAUUGUCACAGAAUAUGCUUCUCUGGGAUCACUCUAUGAUUACAUUAACAGUAAUAGAAGUGAGGAGAUGGAUAUGGAUCACAUUAUGACCUGGGCCACUGAUGUAGCCAAAGGAAUGCACUAUUUACAUAUGGAGGCUCCUGUCAAGGUGAUUCACAGAGACCUCAAGUCAAGAAAUGUUGUUAUAGCUGCUGAUGGAGUAUUGAAGAUCUGUGACUUUGGUGCCUCUCGGUUCCAUAACCAUACAACACACAUGUCCUUGGUUGGAACUUUCCCAUGGAUGGCUCCAGAAGUUAUCCAAAGUCUCCCUGUGUCAGAAACUUGUGACACAUAUUCCUAUGGUGUGGUUCUCUGGGAGAUGCUAACAAGGGAGGUCCCCUUUAAAGGUUUGGAAGGAUUACAAGUAGCUUGGCUUGUAGUGGAAAAAAACGAGAGAUUAACCAUUCCAAGCAGUUGCCCCAGAAGUUUUGCUGAACUGUUACAUCAGUGUUGGGAAGCUGAUGCCAAGAAACGGCCAUCAUUCAAGCAAAUCAUUUCAAUCCUGGAGUCCAUGUCAAAUGACACGAGCCUUCCUGACAAGUGUAACUCAUUCCUACACAACAAGGCAGAGUGGAGGUGCGAAAUUGAGGCAACUCUUGAGAGGCUAAAGAAACUGGAGCGUGAUCUCAGCUUUAAGGAGCAGGAGCUUAAAGAACGAGAAAGACGUUUAAAGAUGUGGGAGCAAAAGCUGACAGAGCAGUCCAACACCCCGCUUCUCUUGCCUCUUGCUGCAAGAAUGUCUGAGGAGUCUUACUUUGAAUCUAAAACAGAGGAGUCAAACAGUGCAGAGAUGUCAUGUCAGAUCACAGCAACAAGUAACGGGGAGGGCCAUGGCAUGAACCCAAGUCUGCAGGCCAUGAUGCUGAUGGGCUUUGGGGAUAUCUUCUCAAUGAACAAAGCAGGAGCUGUGAUGCAUUCUGGGAUGCAGAUAAACAUGCAAGCCAAGCAGAAUUCUUCCAAAACCACAUCUAAGAGAAGGGGGAAGAAAGUCAACAUGGCUCUGGGGUUCAGUGAUUUUGACUUGUCAGAAGGUGACGAUGAUGAUGACGGUGAGGAGGAGGAUAAUGACAUGGAUAAUAGUGAAUGAAAGCAGAAAGCAAAGUAAUAAAAUCACAAAUGUUUGGAAAACACAAAAGUAACUUGUUUAUCUCAGUCUGUACAAAAACCAGUAAGGAGGCAGAAAACCAAGCACUGCAUUUUUAGGCCAAUCACAUUUACAUGACCGUAAUUUCUUAUCAAUUCUACUUCUGAUUUAUUUUUGCUUACAGAAAAAUCGGGGGAGAAUUAAGCCAAAGAAGUAUAUUUAUGAAUCAGCAAAUGUGAUGCCUGAUUAUAGAAAUUUGUGAUUCUAUAUACAAUACAGGACUUUUAAAGUAAUGACAUUCUGGCAUUUUCUUUUUUAAUGAAUACUUUUUAGUUUGUAUUUGACUUUAUUUCCUUUAUUCAAAUCAUUUUUAAAAACUUACAUUUUGAACACUCUUAACUCCUAAUUGUUCUUUGACACGUAGUAAUUCUGUGACAUACUUGUUUUUUCUUAUAGCAAUACACUGUAAUAUCAGAAAUGGUUGGCCUGAGCAACAUAGUAAGACCUCGUCUCUACUAAUAAUUUAAAAAUUAGCUGGCAUGGUAGCACACACCUGUAGUCCCAGAUACUUGGGAGGCCAAGGCAGGAGGAUUGCUUGAGACCUAGCAAUCAGUCAGGGCUGCAGUGAGCCUUGAUGGCACCACUGCACUCUAGCCUGGGCAAGAGAACAAGACCUUGUCUCAAAAAAACAAAAAAAAAAGAGAGAAAGAAAGAAUUGAUAGUACAAAAUCCAACAAUACUGAGAUGAAAGAAGAUUAUAACAAAAUGCUCUUCAGAAAUACCUAAGUGUUGAAAAUUUUUGGUACUAAAUAGCACAGCUGCUCAAAGUAAAGCCUGAGCAGUGUUCUCAGUAGUGUAUUUGAAGGAAAAAUACCCUGAUUUGAAACCAACAGCAGAUGUUGCAAACUUUCAUACCACUGCUGGCCAUGGAAGCUUCUUAACAACACACUGUCAUUUAAGGCUAUGCUUGUGCUUUAUACAAAGAGAAAGAUGUGGUCUUAAGGGGAUGCUUCCAGGGGGGUGAGUUCAUGCCUCUCCUGGAUUUUCCAGCAAGUGGGGUAUGCAUGGUGGUUUGUUUUUUAGAGGGGCAUAAUAAUCCAGGAUUCUAAGCAUAUGCUUAGCUAUUUUAAAGAGGAAAUUAAAUAUUACAAAAGAAAUAGUAAAGAUAAGUUAUCCUCACUUAGGCAAAAGCAGAGGUCCUUUCCAUACCAAGUUUAGCCUACCAGGGUUGUUUUUUGUUUUAACCCUACUUAAUAAUGUUGGUGUUUUAGAAGUAGAUACAGGCACUGCUCUGAAAACCUGGCUAGCCAGGGAUAUUCUCAGAAUGUUAUCACCUAUUUGUCAAAGCUUGUUUAAAUUAUAAAACACUUUUAAUUAUAUAUAUAUGAGGCAAAAGAACUAAGACUUUUUUCAAUCUAAAUUAGAAAGGAGUGUCAUUAUUUGACUGUUAAACCAAAAUAUUUUUGGUGGGUCUUUUUAUGAAGUUUAAAGAAAGGACAUCAUCAUAGAUAUGAUCUAAUAGUAUUUCUAACUAUAUUUGAUCAUUAAAAGCCUCUUGGAAUUUGAAGCGUGACAUGUUUCUAAUGCCCCUUGAGAGCUGAAAAAUACCACAUAAUGAUCAGUAUGCUGUGCCAGCUUCAUUUGGGGAGAAAUAACUUCAUUUGGGGGGAAUAGAAUGUUCUGGGUGUGAGGUGUACAGCAGUCUAGGUGGCAUAGUGAUGAAGAAAGGGAUCAGAGUCCGACUGUCACUCAGAAUCCUGGGCCCAGUUGCUCGACAACCUUGGGAAAAUUAUUUAAUCUUUGUGUGUCUGUUUGCUGAUCUUCAACGUGGGAAUAAAAUAGUACUUACUUGAAAAGAUCAUUGUGCGGAGUAAAAGAAAUAAUAUAUGUAAAGCACUUUGACACAGCACCAGGCCCAUGGAAAGUGGCUGGUUAAUGUUAGCUACUAUGAAUGGUGCCAGUGAAGACACUGAAAAAUAAGUGAUUUCAGUAACCUUCUGGAAAACUAUCAGUUUCAAAUAAUAUUUUCUCUGUAGUAUGAAAUGAAAUUAAAAGUGGAUAGCUUUCAGGAAAGAUAAAGAGAACAUUCUUGGAAUGUAAGCUAAACAGAUUUCUUCUGUUGCUCUUUGAAAACUAUGAGCCCUGGCCAGCUUAACCUGGUCUGAGGUGAGACUAAACACAAAAACAGUAGAUAAACCUCUCCCUAAAAGAUGGAUUCCCCCACAUACCCAUGCUACUAGUUUCUCUGUCUAUUCACAUAUAUGUACAAAUACAUGAACACAGCUUGUCUGUGCUCAGACAUAGAGAAGUACUACCUGACUUGAGUCAAUGCACCCAAGCAGAAAAGCUUGGAGUAGAGUAGAAGGGAGGGCUCGGGUCUCCUGUCUUUCCAGCAUGCCCUGGGGUGCAGUGGUCAGCCAUCUGAGGAGAGAGCCAAUAGCAUGGGGUUUACAAGGCAAAGAUACAGUCAUUCAUUCAACACAUAUUCAUAGAGCUCCUUCUCUGUGCCAGACACUGUUCUGGAAGACAGCUAGAUGAAAAUCUUUGCAGUCACAAAGCUUACAUGCCAGUGAGUGAAGAUUGAUGAUAAAUAAAGCAAAUGUAUCAUAUGUUCACAUUUGAUAAGUCUAUGCCAAAAAAUGAAGCUGGGAAGGAGGAUAAGGCCCGUGGGUGAGUGUUGAGGUUUUUAAAGUGUGGUCAGGAAAGGCCCCACUGAUAAGGUAACAUUUGAGCAAAGCUGAAAAAGGCACGGGGAUCUUUGGGGCUAACUCCGGGAUCUCUGCACUUCAUGUAAGAAUGUAAACCUUGAGUCUCAUUUAAGAAUGAUCAGCAAUACAUUUAGAACAUAUGAACUGAAUGAAAUGGACAUUUUUUCUUAAUUUACAUAUAAAUCCACAUGAUUAUACAUAAAGUUCUGAUGCAUUAAUAAAAGCAGCCAAAUAGGGCCAAAGAGAAAAAUAACAGGACUCUGUACUGGACCUAACUUUAUCAUUAAUUAGGUAAUAUUUUCCUCAUUUCUUUACUGCUGUCAUUUUCCUCACCAGUAUUCCAGAGAUGGUCAUAGCUCAGUACUCUACCACCAAGAACCUACAAGAAAUUAGAAUACAGCAGAAUUGGCCUCAGUGAAGAGCUUAAAAUUGUUCUCCUCGUAGAACUGGACUAUUGAUCAUUACCACGUGACGUUGGCUCUAUUACUUUCUGUUCCCAAUCAAUGUCCUUCUAGUGGUUUGAAAAUGUUAAAACAUCCCUGAAAUCUAAAUCAUAUAAUCAGAAUUGUAUAGUGUCUCACUCUAUCUGUAAAGAUCAUUUGGAAGACUUUAGACUCUAUUAAUUUUAAAAGUAAUAUUUAUUAGCCAUAUGCAGAAUUUCUAAGGAUAUUGUACAGCUUCUAAUUCACUUUCCAGAUCAAUGUUUGAAAUGGCAAUUAUCGUGUUGGAUUUAGUUCCGAUUACUUGAUUUACAAAAAUGUACAUUUAGAAAGAGAAGGGUUAAAAGAGUGAGAAAUGGAAACAUUCAAAAUGAGAACUGAAUCUCUCAAUUGUGGGAUUAUCAGAGACAUGCAACUGAAAAUGUCUCACCUUUCAUCUUUUUUUCUUAAUUCAUAAAGUUAUCUUGUAGAAUUUGAUGAGACCCUCCUAGUCAUUCUCAACUGGGGUGGUGCUGUCACCGAAUGGUGUUUGAGAGUGUUGGGGCUAGGGCACAUUUUUGGUUGUCACAGCAACUGGGGUGGCAUUUGCUGCCCAGUGCCAGGAAUAGUAACAUUAUGAAUGCCAGGGACAGUGUGCUCAGUAAAGUCUUCUAUCCAAAAGGGGCUGGGUACGGUGGCUCACGCCUGUAAUUCCAGCACUUUGGGAGGCCAAGGUGGGCAGAUGACCUGAUGUCAGGGGUUUGAGACCAGCCUGGCCAACAUGGUGAAACCUUGUUGCUACUAAAAAUAGAAAAAUUAGCUGGGUGUGGUGUCACAUGCCUGUAACCCCAGCUACUAGGGAGGAUGAGGCAGGAGAAUCACUUGAACUGGGGAGGCAGAGGUUGCAGUGAGCUGAGAUCGCACCACUACGCUCCAGCUUGGAUGACAGAGUGAGACUUCAUCUCAAAAAAAAACAAACAAACAAACAAAAAAAACCCGGUAGCAUUGUCCCUUCCCCACUGACAAACUUAUCAAAUCCAGAAGCUUUAGAGUUUCGUGUCUAAUUAUUUUUCUCCUGAACAAAAUUACCCAAGUCAAAACAAAAUGUAUUUUUAGAAUUACAGCAACAUACAACCUGAAUUUUGUGAGUUUCGUGGGUUUAUCUUAAAUCACCAUUUCCCUAAGGGGAAAUGGUUUCUUUCUCCUUAAGAAUGCUGGUGGCAACUUAAUGAAACAGCCAAAUCCACCAGGUCAGGUCACUCUCCCACUACACUGAUUCCACAAUUAAAAAAAAAAAAAAAAAAAAAAAAAAAAAAAAAAAAAAAAAAAAAAACUCAUUGAGAUAGCUACAAUUCUAUAGGUUAAUUUAAAGCCUGCUUUUUCUACCCAUUUUUGAAAGCAAAAUUACAUUUUACUAUUUUACAUAACCAGUGAAAAGAAUUUGAAAGCAUAUAGCUCACUGUUUCUAGUGCUCUGGAAAUGUUGAGGGUGGGUUUUUAACCAGUGAUUUUUAACAUGCAGUGAAUUUGUUAGACUUUUAAACACUAGCUAAGGUAGUCAAACUUGAUCCCCAUUAAAAAUCAAGGAAUUAGGGGUCGGGGGAGGGUUUAGGAGUGAUCCAGAAUGACUUCUCCCAGAAUUACUGUGCGUAUAACUUUAUUUUUCAGAGUUUUCAUUGGAAUGGUAAGAGUUUUAUGAAAGACAGUUUUAAAACUUAUUCUGAGUUAAAUAUUAAUACUUAAAAAAAUUACUGUACUAGACUUAUUGCAGCCUUUUGAAAGUAGCAGAGUUUCAUCACACCACAUAUAUAACAGAGCAUACAUUUUCUAUAAUCAGGCACCUUUUGCUGCUUUUGAUAAGACUGUUUUCCUGUUUAGUGUUAAGCAUUGCCAGACAUAAAAAUCUAUUCUCUUCUCUCGAUUGUAGCAUAGCCUGACAGCUCUAGAUACAGCAUUUCUAUGAUGAAAAAUGAGUGUCUAUCUGGAAAUCUAGAAGACUAGCCGUGUUUUCUCAGACUCCACCUUUGUUUGCACUCUGUUGCCUGUGAGGAGCUUUCUGGCAUAUGAUUAUUUACUUCAAAACUAGAGUUCCAAGCACCUACAUUAAUUAUUUUAUAUUGUGUGCAGAAUAGUAUAUCUUUUAAUGUCAGAUAUGAUACACUGCACAUAUUGCUUUUGCACUCUUAAAAUUUUUGUACUAAAUAAUAGAAAAUAUUUAUAUUCUUUGAGUGUGAGCUUUGAAUAGAUGGCAUUAUCACUUCAUUGUUUUUUUAACAAAAACUUUUUCUCAAUUAUUCUAUUGCAAUGUUAUUCUGAGCAAGUCCUAUGCCAAAUAUCUUGUAUAAUGUUUGUAUGGAAGAUUAAAUUUUACUCUUGUGUGGUAAGACUAUUCAGUUACUGAUUUUAUAGUUGGAAUUUGAUAUUCCAGCACAAAGUCCACAGUGUAUUCAGAAAUCCAAGUUGGUGUCAUACAUUUCAUUUUGAUGUGAACUUUUCUUUGCUUUCCUUUGUUCUAAGACUCCAUUUUGCAAUAAACGUUUUGACAGUAAA